AUGGGCGCAAGACAGAUCAGCAUUUACAGUGACUCCCAACUUAUCGUGAAUCAGAUAACGGCAGACUUUGCAGCUAAAGACGCUUCGAUGUCAACCUAUCUGUCGACCAUACACCAACUCCUUCAAAAAUUCCAGGCUUACGAGAUUCGGCAGAAAACAGUCACGCUGAUGCCCUGGCCAGGGGGAACUACAUCCUUCGGGAAAUCCACGAUGGGAUAUGUGGCAAUCAUGCCGGUUCCCGAUCGUUGGCACACAAAGCCUUCCGACAAGGAUACUAUUGGCUAA
Molecule: messenger RNA, 285 nt
Organism: Prunus armeniaca (apricot)
Lineage: Eukaryota; Viridiplantae; Streptophyta; Magnoliopsida; Rosales; Rosaceae
Source: the annotation of a GenBank genome assembly